AUCCCCGCCACAACGGCGCCGGCAGCGGCAUUAGCAACCUAACCCUCGCCCAACCGACACACUUCAACACACUGUACACCCGACCGGACCCUCCCACCACCCAUGGGCCUGUGCGUGUCGCUCGGCGGGACGGCCGGCGCCGAGGCCGCGCGGGCGGCGGCGCCCAGCUGCAAGUGCGGCACGGCGCUGGUGCUCAUGCCCAGCGGCGACAUGCGGGAGUACCCUUUCCCGGCGACGACGGCCGCGCGCGUGCUGGAGGACGCCUCCGCCGCCGCCGACGGCGGCGAUGGCUGGCUCCUGUGCGACGCGGACGGGAUGGGCUUCGAGGGCCCGGCCCCGCCGGCGGUGCCCCACGCGGAGCCGCUCCGCGCGGGGCAGCUCUACUUCGUGCUCCCGGCCGCCGCGCGCCGCCGCGGCCUGCGGCGCGAGGAGGUCGCCGCGCUCGCCGUCCGGGCCUCGGCCGCGCUCUCCUCCCGGGCCUCCGCAUCCGCCUCCGCCGCGCCGGGAAGGCGGAGGCGCGGCGCCGUCGUCGCGCCCCUCGUCUUCGCGCCACCGCCGGAGGACGAGGAGGAGGAGCGCGAGCAGCAGAAGUCGACGGCCUUGGCGGCGCCACCGGUGCGGCGGCCCGCGCGCCCCGGCAGGCGCCUCGUGCGGUUCGCGUCGGACCUCACCGCGAUCCCCGAGUGAGUAGGCGGGUCGGGCUCAGACGGACGGGAACGGAUUCGCUGCCAUUGAAUUGGCUCUGGAACUGGAAGCAGAGGACGAGGACGCCUGGAGUCGGGACGGACAGAGGAAAUUCCAGGCAGGCACCGUCAGAUUCUCAUCGAGGGGAGGCCCUGAUCACUGCACGUGCAAGUCAUGGACGAAACGUGAAUACAAAUGUAAAAAAUGAAUAGCGAUGAUUCAUGGUCUUACCAAGAUCGCUCCACAACUCACUUGCGUAGUUGCAUGUCG
Zea mays is the source of this 954-nucleotide messenger RNA. RefSeq lists its product as uncharacterized. Bases 103 to 687 code for a protein of 194 amino acids. NCBI's taxonomy places the organism in Eukaryota, Viridiplantae, Streptophyta, Magnoliopsida, Poales, Poaceae. The transcript has a single exon. The record is from RefSeq and is marked predicted.